This is a messenger RNA of Diachasma alloeum, 2164 nucleotides long. RefSeq names its product protein disulfide-isomerase A5. The transcript has 9 exons. NCBI's taxonomy places the organism in Eukaryota, Metazoa, Arthropoda, Insecta, Hymenoptera, Braconidae. The annotation marks the transcript as partial. The record is from RefSeq and is a predicted model, not a curated record.
GUGACCUUUACGACGAAGAUCAGAUACUCCAAUGGCUAAUGACUCAGAAAGACCCCUCAGGUGAAGUAAUAGAAGCCCUCGAGGGCGAGGAUCUUCUUCAUCUAAUUCGAGAAUCUGAAGCAUUAGCCGUUUACUUUUGGAACGGAACGCUUUGCGACAUGUGCCAAUCGAAAGCGUUCCGCAAGCAGAUGCGUCACAAGCAGGAGCAGAGGAUUGCCGAGCAGGCCGAGGCGACCGAAGAUGCCAUUGACAGCGACGAGUGUGAGCAGUGCGCUGGAAUACUUGAGGAACUCGAGAAUAUUGAUGAUGACUGUGAUAGACAUGGGAUCACAUUUGUCAAAACUCAGGACUUUAAAAUAGCCGAAGACUACGGAGUAACUGACUUUCCAGUACUAGUGUACUACGAGGCCCAAACAGCUAAUGUGUUCGAAGGUGAUCUAGCCGAGGAAGAGGAAGUACUUCAGUGGUUGAUCACUCAGAAAACUGAGGAUCGAAUUGAGUUAAUCACCCGAGUGAUGCUAGAGUCUGCUGUUGAAGACACGCAGUACCUGGCUGUCUAUUUCUAUAAACAAAAUUGUCACAUCUGUGAUGACAUCCUCGAGGGAUUAGAACGCAUCGACGAUGAGUGCGAUGUAUUCGGCAUUCAUCUAGUGAAAAUACGAGAUCCACAACUGGCGAAGAGGUACUCCAUCAAGACCUUCCCAGCUCUAGUCUACUUCAGAAACGGAAAUCCACUGUUAUUCGAAGGGGACCUGCAAAAUGAGGAGUCCGUGCUUGAGUGGCUGAUUGAUGAUGACAAUCGAGAAUUAGCGGAUGAGAUCGAGUCCGUUAAUGACAGAAUGUUGGAGAGACUUCUGGAUGAGUCUCCAUUUCUGGCUGUUUUCUUCUAUGAUGAAGACUGUGCAGAGUGUGACGAGAUAAUGGAAGCCCUGGAGCAGAUCGAUGGUGAAGCAGAUCUGUUUGGGAUUGACUUUGUCAAGAUUUCAAGCCCAGAAGCUGCGGAGAAAUAUCAAAUCAUCAACGUCCCCUCAUUAGUUUAUUUCAGGAAGAAAGUUCCACUAAUCUACGAUGGAGAUUUGACGCAAGCGGACAAGAUUCUGCAGUGGCUGACGUCUCAGGAUGUCUUCGAGAUCAAGAAUGAGAUCGAAGAGGUCAACAGAAAGAUGCUGGAUAAACUAUUAGAGGAGAACGAAUUCGUAACUGUUUUUUUCUAUGAACAUAACAACAAGGAGAGUGCUGAAGUCAAUCAAAAAUUAGAAAGUAUCGACAGUGAAACUGAUAAUCUAGACAUAACGUUCGUCAAAAUGGCGGAUACUCGUUAUGCCAGAAAAUGGGGAGUUACAAAAUUGCCUGCGAUUGUUUACUUCCGAAAGAAAUUUCCGAGUAUUUACCGAGGUGAUUUGCACAAAGAAGGAGAGGUCCUCGAAUGGUUGAGAAAAAAUAGGUUCCGCCAGCCGGAACUCAACAUAUACAUGUACAUGCUAAUAGCCAUGGGAGUUAUGUUUGCAUUGUAUACCGGUUUCCUUCUUUCGUGCUUCCGUUCAGAUCCAAGCCCAGCGCCAGUUGCACAUCCGAAACAAGCGUGAAGAAAAUUCCAUCAUCUGACUCCAUAAAUUAAUGUACUCUGUCAGCAGUAUUUGUUGUUCCAUAAUUAAUUUUUUUUUUUCAUCGAAAAUAAAGGAGAAAAUAUCGUCACGAAUAAGAGGAAAUCUUGUGCGACGUGCGUGCGACUUCCAAGACUUCGAUUUCAUCCGUACACUCAAUAGAACUUCACGGAUCAAUUUCGUUUUUCUAUAUAUAAUGUCACUUAUUUUAAUUAAAAUAAUAUAAUAACAUAAUGUAUAGGCAUAACGCGAAAGAAAAAACAUGUGUAUUUAUAAUUUUUGUUGGCUUAUGUUGUUGUUCGAUCAUUAUCUCAAACUGUUAUAUUUAAACAAGAAACAGAUUGUAUCCCAUGUAAUAUAAGGACAUAUAUGUAUCAUACAAUAUUCAAUUGUAAUCGUAAUUGAUCUUCGGAUCGACUAAUUCCGUUUAUCUUGCAGAAAACAGAAACUGUCAUGAUGUGAGUUAUGAUAUUCUUGAAAAUUUCUGAUAAAUGAAUAAAACAGGAUGUUCACCUUUUGGACCAAUUUUUUAGUGUUCAACUGGCUAAAGUUGCAAUAAA